AUGUCUCAGAGACAAUCCAACGAACUACAGACUGCCAAGGAUUCCCUCUUGUCUGAGAUGAAUUUUCCCGGCGGAGGAUGGCAUCUCCAAAACAUUACUUCUAUCAAACAUUGCGUCGAAAAUUUCAAGAUUUCAGACACAAGACUUUUUAUUCUUGAAAUUGUUAACCAUAUGCGAAAUCCUAAAGCCACAUGUACCAUGAAAUUUAAAUUAGCUCAACUCCUCAAUCUUCUAAAAUCAUUUAAUAUUCGAGGAUUUGAUGAAAUAAUGAUAGAAUUCAGAAAUCAAAUCCUAAAUUCGUACAUUUAUUUAGGAGACCAACAGCUUGGCGACGCGGCUGUAAAAAUGAUAAAUAAUUUAUGGAAUAUUCCAUUAGCCGUUAAACCCCCUCCCCGUCAAGGUCUUAGACUACAGAGGAUCAAGAUUAAUACUCCUUCAGCAAAUGUUCUUCGAAGGAUAAGUAUACAAGAAUUUCCAUAUAUUGGUGAUAAUUUACGCAGCUCAUCACCACCGCCUUUUUCUGAAUAG
Molecule: messenger RNA, 528 nt
Organism: Trichomonas vaginalis G3
Lineage: Eukaryota; Parabasalia; Trichomonadida; Trichomonadidae
Exons: 1
Coding region: 1-528 (175 amino acids)
Source: RefSeq, a predicted model, not a curated record